AUGCCACGAGAGCCUGUGACUCCCAACUGGCAACGAUGCCACGAGAGCCUGGACGCCAACAACAGUAACCAGCCCUACAACAGUAACCACCCCUACAACAGGAACCAGCCCUACAACAGGAACCAGCCCUACAACAGGAACCAGCCCUACAACAGGAACCAGCCCUACAACAGGAACCAGCCCUACAACAGGAACCAGCCCUACAACAGUAACCACCCCUACAACAGUAACCAGCCCUACAACAGUAACCACCCCUUCAACAGGAACCAGCCCUUCAACAGGAACCAGCCCUACAACAGGAACCAGCCCUACAACAGUAACCAGCCCUACAACAGUAACCACCCCUACAACAGUAACCACCCCUUCAACAGGAACCAGCCCUACAACAGUAACCACCCCUUCAACAGGAACCAGCCCUACAACAGGAACCAGCCCUACAACAGGAACCAGCCCUACAACAGGAACCAGCCCUACAACAGGAACCAGCCCUACAACAGGAACCAGCCCUACAACAGGAACCAGCCCUACAACAGGAACCAGCCCUACAACAGGAACCAGCCCUACAACAGUAACCAGCCCUACAACAGUAACCAGCCCUACAACAGGAACCAGCCCUACAACAGGAACCAGCCCUACAACAGUAACCACCCCUACAACAGUAACCACCCCUUCAACAGGAACCAGCCCUACAACAGGAACCAGCCCUACAACAGGAACCAGCCCUACAACAGGAACCAGCCCUACAACAGUAACCAGCCCUACAACAGGAACCAGCCCUACAACAGUAACCAGCCCCUACAACAGAACCAGCCCUACAACAGGAACCAGCCCUACAACAGGAACCAGCCCUACAACAGGAACCAGCCCUACAACAGGAACCAGCCCUACAACAGUAACCAGCCCUACAACAGUAACCACCCCUACAACAGGAACCAGCCCUACAACAGGAACCAGCCCUACAACAGGAACCAGCCCUACAACAGGAACCAGCCCUACAACAGGAACCAGCCCUACAACAGGAACCAGCCCUACAACAGGAACCAGCUCUACAACAGGAACCAGCUAUUCAACAGGAACCAGCCCUACAACAGGAACCAGCCCUACAACAGGAACCAGCUCUACAACAGGAACCAGCCCUACAACAGGAACCACCCCUACAACAGGAACCAGCCCUACAACAGUAACCAGCCCCUACAACAGGAACCAGCCCCUACAACAGUAACCAGCCCCUACAACAGGAACCAGCCCUACAACAGGAACCAGCCCUACAACAGGAACCAGCCCUACAACAGGAACCAGCCCUACAACAGGAACCAGCCCUACAACAGGAACCAGCUCUACAACAGGAACCAGCCCUACAACAGUAACCACCCCUACAACAGUAACCACCCCUACAACAGUAACCACCCCUACAACAGUAACCACCCCUACAACAGUAACCACCCCUACAACAGUAACCAGCCCCUACAACAGGAACCAGCCCUUCAACAGGAACCAGCCCUUCAACAGGAACCUGCCCUUCAACAUGAACCAGCCCUACAACAGGAACCAGCCCUACAACAGAAACCAGCCCCUACAACAGGAAUCAGCCCCUACAACAGGAACCAGCCCCUACAACAGGAACCAGCCCCUACAACAGGAACCAGCCCUACAACAGGAAUCAGCCCUACAACAGGAACCAGCCCUACAACUUGUGAUCAGAUGUAUAUUACGUCAUAA
Molecule: messenger RNA, 1719 nt
Organism: Procambarus clarkii (red swamp crayfish)
Lineage: Eukaryota; Metazoa; Arthropoda; Malacostraca; Decapoda; Cambaridae
Source: RefSeq, a predicted model, not a curated record